AUUCCGAUUUAACACACACACACUCACUCACACACACAUAAAUUAUUUAUCUGCAAUAUGACAGUGAUAAAAAUAAUUAAGUAAAAAAAAAGGAUAAAGCACAGUUUAAUGACGUUUUGAUUUGAAAAAAAAAAAUAGAAAAACUAAACUGACAAGACAUAAAUAUUAAAUAAUUAAAAUAUAUUAAAACGUUUAUAUAAAAAUAAAACAAACAAGCAGUAAAUUUAUAGAUAAAAAAAAAAAAUAAAUAAAAAGUGAAUCAUCAAUAGACUGACAAAGAAUAUAAAUUCAAAAAUUAAUAAUUUAUAUAAAAAUAAUUAUAAACAAAGAGUGGCUUAUUUAAAUGUCAAAUUAAAAAAAAAUUUAUAUUUAUUUAAUAAGAUAUUGUUAAUUGUUAAAUUUAAAAAAAAAAAAAUAACAUAUUUUGGUGAUAAAAGACGUUUAAUUAUUUAUGGUUAUUGAUAUAAUGAUAAAUGAAAAUUUUUUCUGAUAAUUAUUAUUAUUUUAAAUAAAUAUAUAUUUUUUCAUGAUGAAACAUGGUUAUGUUCUUGAAGGGUUUUAAUAAAGUAUGUCUACAAUGUCACCAUCAGAGAGACGUUUAGCAAAAGAGCUUAUGGCUCUUGUACGUGAUCCACCACCAGGUGUACAAGUUGAUGAAGAUAUUGUUGGACAAAAUUUAACACAAUGGAUUGUACAUAUGGAAGGUGCUGAAGGUACACUUUAUGAAGGAGAAGAAUUUCAAUUGCAAUUUAAAUUCAGCUCAAAAUAUCCAUUUGAUUCACCAGAAGUUACAUUUAUUGGUGGUAACAUACCUGUACAUCCUCAUGUUUACAGUAAUGGACAUAUUUGUUUGUCAAUAUUGACUGAUGACUGGUCACCAGCAUUGUCUGUACAAAGUGUCUGUCUUAGUAUUGUAUCAAUGCUUAGUUCUUGUAAAGAAAAGAAACGUCCACCUGAUAAUUCAUUUUACGUUAAAACUUGUAAUAAAAAUCCAAAGAAGACCAAGUGGUGGUAUCAUGAUGACAGUGUGUGAUGAAAAAUAAUCCUUGACUUAAUCAACAAUAUUUUUCUUCAGGAUAGUCUUAAAAAAAAUAUGAAUAAAUAUAUUAUUGUAAUGAAAUAAUAAUAGCUCUGAUAAAUAUCUAACUUUAUGAUUUUAAAUCGAGUUUAAACUUAAAAAAAUUAUAUCAAAAGAAAAUAAUAAUAAACUGCCGACUCAUUCGUUGCUGAGUUUAUCUUAAAAAAUUUUCAAAUGCCGUUGCAUAAUUAUAAAAGUGAUAAAUUAGCUAGUUAGUUUAACUUGAGUUUUUUGUCAAAUGAAUAAUUUUAAUCUUGAAUAAUCAUAGUGAUAGAUUUAUGUUAUUUCAAUAUUUAAAAAAAAAAAUAUAAUGAAUAUUCAAGAGUUUUGAAAAAUUAUCAUUGUCAAGCAUUUUAAAUGUUGUUUAUUUGGAAUUAUUAGAAAAUUAAUGUUUACAAUAUACGAAUUUAAAAUUAUUAAUUAAAAAAAAAAAAACCAGAUUCCUGUAUUUAAUAAUAAUAAAAAAUUAUUUCCCAUAUU
Messenger RNA from Aphidius gifuensis, 1558 nucleotides. RefSeq names its product ubiquitin-conjugating enzyme E2 W. The transcript has 4 exons. The record is from RefSeq and is a predicted model, not a curated record. NCBI's taxonomy places the organism in Eukaryota, Metazoa, Arthropoda, Insecta, Hymenoptera, Braconidae. Bases 569 to 1033 code for a protein of 154 amino acids.